GGGCAUGUAGCAGCAGCCCGUCGUGAUGCCACCAUCGACUCCCAUGCUGCCUCCUAUGAGCGUCACUCCUGUAGCGCCUAGUACCGCGCCACCUGGGGCCGCUCCUUGGGUUAUGCAGCUGUGGCCGGCUAAUGCUCAAUGGCCGGAUGCCAUCCCAUGGCAGAUCACUCCAGUUAGUAAUGCCCAGCAGUCAAGUGCGCAAGUACCAAGCGUACAAGGUGGGGACCUGCCUGCUGCCAAAGCUCAGUCGAAUGGUGAUAGCCGAUCGUCCAACCACAAUGUAAAACACGGAAAAGGGCCUGCUGCGAACGCCUUCCCGGACCCUGGUAACCGUGCGUACUUCACUAAAGAGUACAUGGACAUUCUGGAGGACAUCAAGUCGGAGAAAAUCCUGGAUGCCACGAAGAAGAGGGUUGUUGGAAGUAGGAUGGGGGGCGUGCGAAUUUCGGACAGCGCCGAUGAAAGCUGCAGAUCGGAAGUCCGCUCGAGCAACGAGGCGGACGAAAUGAAGGCUUGGGUCACCUCGACCCUCGGGGACUCGCUGAAGUCGAUCACGAAGAAGCUUGAUGAGGUGGAUUUCAAGGCUAAGUUGGCUACUGCCGAGAAGAAAGAGCUAUUGCGACUCAGAGCCGAGAAGGCGGUCAUCGAGAAAGUUAAGAAGGAGUCAAGUAGCGAGAAGCGAAAGCGGGGCGCUGUUGCGGAGCCGAUGGUUGUUACGCCCGCCAGCAAUGCGAAUCGUUGCAAGACUCGAUCGAGAGGGAGCUCGAUAGGGUGAUCUCGUCGUGUGGAGAUUUCAUCGGACGAGGAAGAUGCUGAUGUAGGCCAAGUGCGACAGAACCUGAGCGAAAGAAUGGAGAAGCGUAGCGUCCUGUCUGAGGUAAAGAAAAUGCUCACUGCGAUCGUGCAAGGUCUUGCUGAUGUGAAAGGCAAGCAGCCUAUGGUUGAGCCGGGAAGACCCUCUGCCGACGAACACAGAAGAGAAGAUGAGGACGAUGCUGAAGACGUGGACGUCGCAGUAAACUCCCAAGACCAUG
This is a messenger RNA of Chara braunii, 1034 nucleotides long. NCBI's taxonomy places the organism in Eukaryota, Viridiplantae, Streptophyta, Charophyceae, Charales, Characeae. The record is from the annotation of a GenBank genome assembly.